Penicillium malachiteum is the source of this 732-nucleotide messenger RNA. RefSeq lists its product as uncharacterized. Lineage: Eukaryota; Fungi; Ascomycota; Eurotiomycetes; Eurotiales; Aspergillaceae. The record is from RefSeq and is a predicted model, not a curated record. Gene Ontology annotation, molecular function: hydrolase activity. The coding region runs from base 1 to 732 and encodes 243 amino acids. The transcript has 4 exons.
AUGCCUACCAUUCAACAUAUAACCUCAGCUGCUUUCAUGGCCCUUGCCUUUCAGAUGACCUCUGCCUUGUCCACUCAGGAAGCUAAUGUCACCGUCACCAACUCGACUGCAUGUGCCUCAGUUCAUAUGAUCCUGGGACGGGGCAGUACUGAGACCGUGCCCGGUUCUUUGGAAAGUCUGGUCACCCUGGUCACUGCCGACUUUCCAGAGGCCAAUUACGAGAACAUUGACUAUCCGGCUACUGAUGAGACUACCAGCGACAGCUAUUUUCUCGGCCGUGUGGCUGCCGCUAAGCAAUUAAUUGCCUACCGGGAGAAGUGUCCUGAGUCGAAAAUUGUUGUUCUUGGCUACUCUGAAGGUGCAUUGUGUAUCGAUGAUGCUAUCACAGGUAGCAGUGGAAAUGAGUAUCUUGGCAACGUUUCUCAGCCCCUUGUACCCAUUGAUGUGACACAGUCUGUAACUGCUCUCGUCCUCUACGGAAACCCUCGCCACAUGCCUUACCAGCCCUACAACGUGUUCAAUCUGACUCAAAAUGUUACUGGCAAAUACCCCAAGACUAAGGAGAAAUUGGCUUACUUCAACAAGGCUAUCGGCUCCGCCACUGCUGACUACUGCAAUGUCAACGACAUUGUCUGUGCAUCUGGCACCAGCCUUACUGCCCACGAGAGCUACACCGAUGUUUGGAACUAUGAUGCUGCUGCAUUCAUCAAGUCCAAAAUCCUCGGUAACUAA